Messenger RNA from Oncorhynchus nerka (sockeye salmon), 4419 nucleotides. RefSeq lists its product as uncharacterized. NCBI's taxonomy places the organism in Eukaryota, Metazoa, Chordata, Actinopteri, Salmoniformes, Salmonidae. Gene Ontology annotation, molecular function: ubiquitin-protein transferase activity. Gene Ontology annotation, biological process: protein ubiquitination. Bases 1038 to 3755 code for a protein of 905 amino acids. The transcript has 24 exons. The record is from RefSeq and is a predicted model, not a curated record.
ACGUCGAUACUGUGUUGAAGACGAGCAGCUGCUGAACCCAGCUAUCAAAACCGUAUUCUCCGUAGUGUAAAUGUAACCGACUGAGUAGGCAUAGUUAUAUAGCUCCUGUCACCCAAUGGCAGGCCUUCAAUGUGUUAAAGUGAGGAUUUAUUGCACAGUUCCUGGAAAAGUCGUCCACUAUUACUUGGCUGGGCAAGGCUGGGCCUAGCUAGUUAACUUUAGCGCGCUCAAAGUGGUCAUAUUUAGCCAGCUAAACUCACUUUAAAAGUGCACAUAAUUAAUAUAAUUGAUUCUUAAUGUCAACAUGAAAAAUAAUGACAUGUCAUAUAGGCCGAUAAUACUAAUGCACACCAGACCAACGAAAGGCAUGGUUUAGGCAUAGCCUGGCAUUCUCCAGACCAAGGAUAGGCAAACUCCAGUCCUCGGGACGUGUUUUCAAAACAUUUUGGGGGAUCAGAAUGAUCCGGAUUCUGUAAUCCUCAUUUUUGCUAUCCCGGACCAAAUCGAUCUGUCUGUUUUUGAACCGAUUUUCCAGAAAAUAAUUGGAUAGGAUCGUUCUGAUCCGGAUACCACAAUAUCAAGGUCACAGAAUCCAGAUGUUCAGUGCUUUGAACAGGCCUACACCUCGCCAUCUACUGGACAGAUGGAUACAAUAUACAACCUUCUCCAGCAGCACAGACUGGACACCUACCACCACAAAUUCUUCACUUUGGGUGUCCAAGACGAGAGAGAUUUCACCGAUGGCGUAAAUGGUGAAGAUUUAGACAAAAUGGGUUUCAGUCAAGUAGAGAAGAAUCGAUUUGAAAAAAUGAAAAAUUUCAUUCAAAGACUCAGAGCGCCACAGCAAGCGAUGCCUGUACAAAAACCAAUGGAGUCUUUCCAACUGUGGUACACAUACCCCCACUGUCCUGAGCUAAAAGAGAUCAGAGACAUGGAUCCUGCUACCAACACCGUUGAAGACAUGAUGCUAAGGAUCUGUCACCAAGAGGGCAUUGAGAACUCUAAAGCUGUGUGCCUCUCUCUACACAGUUGAUGGAAUGCCUCUAACUGAUGAUCCUUUCUUCAACACAUGGUCUUUGAAAGACAGGCACAUUGAAAUUGGAAGUGAGCUCUAUGCCAUGUUUACACCCAAGGAGAACUUGAGACCAGCCCUGCUAGUGACACUGCAAGAAAUGACUGACAUGACAGGAGAGGAUAAUGUUCGAUGCCACAUCAUGCUCAAGGGAGACUUUGAGGUCAAGGUGGACUUGGCAAGUGACACAUUACGAGAUCUGAGACAGAAGCUCUCUGAUGAAAGUGGAAUCCCAGCACAUGUCCUCAAUUAUAAAUGUGAACGCGGUGGAGUUGGACAGAAUUUGUUAGAUUGUGGAAUCAAUGAGGAGUCAACUGUGGUCUUUUCUCUGUCCUCCUUCCCUGAUGAGCAUCCAGACACUAUGGAAUUCUACUUCAAUGAUGUCGUACCCUCAGUGCAACAAUCCCAGAAAGGACUCAGUGCUUUCUUUUCUUCACUUUAUGCCAUUAACAAUAGAGAACACCGUUCUGGAGAUAUAUUAAGCAAAGUGAUUGCAUACAUUCGAAAGCUCAGUGGGUGCAAUCCUUUGGCCCAAAGUCUGCAUCAGCUGUUGUAUAGAAAUGAGGUUGGAACAAGGACCCAGAAGGUUGCUAUCGUUGAAGGAUUGUACAAUCUCUUCAGAGAGCUGUUGCCAAGCCUCCACAAAAGAAGAGGUGACAAAAUCAUUGAAGACUCAGAUGUUUUUGAGAAUGCACCAGUAUGCUGGGCCUACCUGUUAUCUGAAGCAAAGAAAGGGAGUUCACAACAUGAGGUCUAUGUACCGAUAGUCUUGUACUCUCAACCUGGAGAACGUUUCUGCGACCCAGUUCGAGUACCUGGGUUACCAGAUGUCUUUGAGAGAGAGUAUGUUCUGCAGAAAAUCAAAGAUGGAGAGAAAAUCCCAAACUGCUCUGUGGAGAUCCUGACAGAGACUUCAAUGUCUAGAGCCUCUGAUGUUGAAAGGAUUUUGCUCAGUCUGCCUCCAUUCAUCAAAACAUUCCCUAAGUGGGCUUCACCUGGACUUGUGACUGGCCAAAAUUUUCAGAUUGUUCUCGAUGACACAUUUGCCAAGAUGAACGAAGAAGUGAAAGAAUACGUUAAUCUGACAGUGACUCCAGCAUUACAGUUGAAGGAUGUUGGAGUAGAUGGGCCACGUCUCGUCUUCUUGGAAGAAAAUAACCUUGGUGUUUACAUCUGUAAACAAAAAGGAUCUCCUCAGGAUAUCGACGUUUUUGAUUGUUUAGCUAUGAAAUUCAAAACGUUGAACGUGGACGAGUUGGCAAAUGUAAUGAGAGACAUCAGAAGUGACCUGACCUUCAUGACCAGCAGGACUCCUAAAGAGGCCAUACUGGUGCUAGUGGAUUCAAGCUCCUCCAUGAAUGAGACAUGCUAUGAUUCCCAUGACAACAUGACACGGUUGGAUGCUGUUAAACAGCUCUUUGAUAACUUCGCAACUAGAAGCAUGGCGUACAAUUUUCAUCAUGUCAUUGGCUUGGUGAAGUUUGACUCAUCAGUUAAAACUCUCCACACAUUUACAGAGACUCUGGAGACCUUCAAGGAACACGUACACAGUCUGGAGGCCAAUGGAUGCACUGUGCUGUAUGAUGCCUUGAAACGUGGCAUGUCUCAACUGAAACAAGUUGGAGAGCAAUUUCCAGACUGCAGACUUCGCAUCAUAUGUCUCACAGAUGGGAAGGAUGAUGGAUCAAUGACCGAACCAGAUGCUGUCACAACCAAACAGAUGAGCCUGAACAUUGUUGUUGAUGCCAUCGUUGUUGGAAAGGUGGACAACAACGUGCUGCGUGGAAUCAGCAAUGCAACAGGAGGGUGUUGUUUCAAAUCAGAGACGAGUAAAGCUGGUAUGAAGCUUUUUGAAAUGGAAACUGUUCUGUCUUUGGAGAUGAGGAAGCUGAAGAAGAAACUGGACCCAUCCUACAUUAGGAGCGAGAGCAUUCUAGUUGCUCUCUUCGCCAACCGGGGUUAUGACGAGAAGCCAGAGGUUGCUCUGCCAAGUGGACUAAACGAUAAAGUGACUGGGACAGAGAAUGCAUUAAAAAAGAAGAUCCAGGAAUCCAAGAGCGGACGCUUUUUGGAGAAGGACAAACGCCUUCUGGAAGAGCUGAAGAGCCUGCACUGUGACCCACACCCAUUCUGCACUGUUCUGCCUUCAGAGUCAGACUUUACGUUUUGGAAGAUUCUCAUGCAAGGCCCUCCUGAUACACCUUAUGAGGAUGGAGUCUUUGAGCUGUACUGUCAGUUUGGAGCUGACUACCCCGUCAAACCUCCACUUGUGCGCUUUGUCACACCUGUGUACCACUGCAACAUAAACAGUGUGGGUCGUAUCUGCCACAACAUAUUUGACCGCAGCUACAACGCUCACAUAACCAUGAGAGAGAUCUUGGAUGCUGUAUAUGGAGUGCUCAUUGUCCCUGAACCCCAAGAUCCACUGGACAGUAUUUUGGCAGAGGAAUACCUGACCAGCAGAAACAAGUAUGAAGAAGAGGCCAAGAAGAACACAGAGGAAGUUGCAGGCCAAUCAUUGGAUGACAUGGAGAAGGAAUUGUUGGGUGAAGAGUUGCCUGAGAAGUUCAUACCCUCACACUUGAUUUGUCCACUAACCAACAAGAUGUUUGUUGACCCAGUGAAGAACCAGGAGGGAACAGUGUACGAGCGAAAGGCCAUUGAGAAACAUCUGAAGAGGUAAGCUGGUUAUUAUUCAUAUUGAUAUGUCGUUAUUUAUGAUUCAUAAUUAUUAACGUGUUGCUUUUAUAAAGAAAUCCAAAAAUAUUAAGCUGAUGUCGUUAUGUGUGGUUUUUCAUCGGCUGCUUCUGAGUUUGUUUAAACACAAGCCACAUUUGUGUAAUUCUUAAUUCUUUCCUUACUUAGAUUUAUGUGUAUUUGAGUGUUUCUUGUGAAACUGUUAGAUAUUACUGCACUGUCGGAGCUAGAAGCACAAGCAUUUUGCUACACCCGCAAUAACAUCUGCUCAACACGUGUAUGUCACCAAUAACAUUUGAUUUGAUUUGUAUUAAUUGUGGGCCCAAAUAUUAGUAAAUCAUUUUUUGUAAUGUUUUUUAUGUGGCAACUAUAUAAGUUCAUGGCCAAUUAUCUGAGUUAUCUGUUAACACGUGGGACAAUCAAUCACUCCUUGUUGUGGAGAAGUGUAAAAAACUAUAAUGCAACUGAAGAGAUCGUUAAAGAAAUGACAAGUUCUUAUCUUUGGUGUCUUAAUGAAGGAUAGGCCUAUAUACAUGUUAUCACGGUCAGGUUUAAGUACAUGUGUUUCUAACAGCAAGUGUUGCGAGGAACAUGUCAAAAGCGCUGAGGGAACAUAGGGCAGACCCCGUGUUGCGGCCCAUGUACACGUU